AUGACACAAAGAAGAUCAAGAAAACCAAUUAUAUUUGAUAUGAAUUCAAAUAAUAAUGAUGAUGAUGAUGAGGAAAAACAUUGGUAUCAUAUACGUUCAUCAUCACCACCACCUUCAUCUUUCAGCAUUAAUAAUAAUUUUUCUCAUCAAUUGUCGCCGGCAACGAUAGGCUCAUGGGGCUUUGACGUUAAUCGCUCAACAAAUGGGCAGACACUAUUAUCAUUUACAUCAAACAAUAAUAACAACAACAAUGAUCAACAUAAAAUAACAAACGAUUAUAAUGAACAUCUUGUUGAUAUGUCAUCAUCAUUAUCUUCUCAAAAUUUUCAAUUACGUACACCAACAUUAACUAAACAUCGAAAUGGAAAUGAAUUUGCUGCUGUUGAUCGUCUUGUACUUGGACCAAGUCGUACAAUAAAAUCAAAUUAUUAUCCAUCGGAUGAUUCAUAUCCACAACAAAUGAUAUCAACAAAUCAAUCUCGAAUAAAUUCAAAUAAUGAUAGAAAAAAACAAGCAGAACAAGAACUUAUAGCUUGGCAAAAUCGUAUGUUAGAAAGAGAUCAACGAAUUGCUUGUCAAUCACCAAAAUUAAUCAAUAAAAGAAAUAGAUUUAAUUCUUCACAAUCAUCCAAUCGUCAAAUACCUUCAUCAAUUCGACCAAUAUCUAUUAUGUCAAAUAUGAGUGAAAAUCUAUAUUUUGAACAUGAUCAUCAUGAAUCAACAAUAAAAUCAGCACGUGUUAUUAAACGAUAUAUUGAAUUACUUUAUCAUUUACAAACAUAUUAUGAACGUAUAACUGAUCAAUUAUUUAAUGGAAAUAAUUUUUUGAGAACAACUCAAUCAUCUCAAUCAAUAUUUAUAAAUCAUUGUCGAAAAUUUUCUGAACAAUUAUAUAAUUUAAAACCAAUUUGGGAAGAAAAAUUAGCAUAUCUUCAAAAUUUACUUAAAGAUAUAUCAUCUUUUGAAUGGUCAACAAUAAAAAGUGAGACAACAUUUUUACAACGUCGUUCAACUUUAAUUAAUUUAAUACAAACAUUAAAUACACAAAAAAAUCUUGAUGAUACUGAUUUAUCUUUACGUACUGAUAUUGAUCGAGUAUUGUAUGAUGAUAAAUUAGCUAUUCAACUUCAAGAUGAACUUUCAACAUUACUUCAACAUCAAUCUUUAUUAAAUGAUUUAACAUCAUUACUUCAAUGGAAUCGUCAAAUCUAUUCACAAAAUGAACAAAAUCGUGUUGAAAAUGUUUUACCUUUAUUACGUGAACAAAUUACAACAACUGAUAGUUAUAUAUCACAUGUUAGUCAGCAAUUAACUGAAUUGGUAAUGAAUUUACGUUCAUUAGAAAAAUAUAUUUUAUCUUAUACAAAUACAAUACCAUUGAUUGAUGAUGGAAUGAUAUCUUCACAAGAUAUGUCAUUAAAUCGUAAUCAUUGGCGUCCAUAUGAUGAAAAUGAUUUAGAUUCGAUGAGAACAAGAGAAUCUCGUUUACAAGAAUAUGAUCGAAAUGGAAGUAUAAAUGAUCUAUCAAAAACAAGAUCUGCUUCAAUGUCUCGUAUUACUAAUUCUGACGAAUUAAAUUAUCAUUUUAGUCGUGAUGAUCUACGAAUAUUAACAAAGAAAAGCAAUAUACAUGUAAAUGAAAAUAAUAGUAAUAAUAAUGGUACAUUAACACGUCUUGCAACAGUUAAAUCUGCUAAACGUGAUAAUAAAAUUCAACCAAAUAGUAUCCUUAAGGCAUCAUAUCCUUCUAUAUCAUCGUCGAAUGAAAGAAAAAAAACUUUUGAUCUUAGUACAGAAAUAUCUAAACCAAAUAGAACUAACAUAUGUAAUCGAUUAAUUGAUUGUGAUAAUGAUGAUCAAGUAUUAACAAUUAAAAUGAAGAAAAAAGACGAGCUUCGAAAAACGCAUUCAAAACAAAAUAUGCAAACAAUAAAUGAUCAUAUUCGAUCACAUUAUAAUCAUAGAAUAUUUGACAAAGAACAUGAUAGAGCUUUGAAUUUACAAUCAAGACUUGUCGAAGAAGCAAAAGAGAAAAAUCGUCAAGUUGCAACAAAACAUUCGUUACAUAAAUCAUAUCAACAACGAUGGAUCUGUUCUAAUUCAUAA
Rotaria sordida is the source of this 2106-nucleotide messenger RNA. Lineage: Eukaryota; Metazoa; Rotifera; Eurotatoria; Philodinida; Philodinidae. The record is from the annotation of a GenBank genome assembly.